Protopterus annectens (West African lungfish) is the source of this 651-nucleotide messenger RNA. RefSeq names its product interleukin-6-like. Gene Ontology annotation, biological process: T-helper 17 cell lineage commitment; positive regulation of cell population proliferation; immune response. Bases 1 to 651 code for a protein of 216 amino acids. Lineage: Eukaryota; Metazoa; Chordata; Ceratodontiformes; Protopteridae. Gene Ontology annotation, molecular function: growth factor activity; interleukin-6 receptor binding; cytokine activity. The record is from RefSeq and is a predicted model, not a curated record. Gene Ontology annotation, cellular component: extracellular region. The transcript has 5 exons.
AUGGCAGUGUCAAGCUUCAGUGCCCUUGUAAGCUGGGUAGCACUACAUGCCUGCCUCACGACAUUCCUGUCAUCCUCACCAGUGGUUGCCUCUCCUUUACCGGAGGUUUGGAAGGGAGAUUCCCACUGGAAUUCUGCACCUGGCUUCAGCCUGCACUUCCCAGACUGGAUAUCCCUGGCUCAGCUCAUCCAUGACAAGAGUGAUUACCUCAAGACUCAGCUCUGUGACAAGGAUGCAGUAUGUGAUAACAGCAUGGAAAUUCUUCUGCAAAACAGUCUCGCUCUGCCAAGAAUUACAGUGGAAGAUGGAUGUUAUGGUUCUAAUUUCAACAAGGAGAGAUGUUUGCAGAAGAUAACCAGUGGCCUUUAUUUAUACCUUCCAUAUCUACAUUUUGUGCAAGAUGUCCUUGAUAAUGAACAGAAACAAGUGAAGAGUUUAGUACCCACAACCAAACAACUUGCCACUGCACUGAUGAUAAACUCUAACAACAAAGCAGAAGAAACAGAUAAGAAUGCACAGAAAACACUUCUUGAAGCCCUCUCCUCAGAGAAAUUAUGGGUACAAAAAGAGACUAGCCGCUUCAUUCUUAGGGACUUCACCAUUUUCAUGCAGAAAACCAUAAGAGCUGUUCGUCAUAUGCAAAAUAAUUAA